CUGUGCUGGAAGACAAAAAUUUCCGGGCCGUUCAUGUUCAUAUUCAUGUGUCCCUUCCAGUCGUUUUGUAGAGCACUGCGUAUAUAGGAGCAGAGAAAGAAGAGAAUUAAGAGUCAUAAAUAUAAUAUUCAGCCACUUAAUGGAGAUUUAAUUGCAGGAGCUGAUCUCCAAGCAUGAGGACAGCCCGCUCAGACCGGAGGACGACGCUGGCUCUGUUCUUCCAGAGCUGCAGAAAGUCUGUAGACGUCCCUACUGAAUGCUGACAGGGCAGCGAUAGGCUGUGAUAGGCAGCUCUGCUGCAUCUGUCAUCCUGCUAUGCUCUCCACGGAGGUGGCCCGGGAAUUCCAGGCAAAAGAGCGCAAAUGCAAGAAUAAUCUGAGGAAAUGUCUGGCCAGCGCUCUUUCUGGAGACCUAGACAGGCUGCUGCAGGAGGAGCAGGAGGUGGAUGUUACUCUGUGCGUGGGUUCAGGGCUCCGGCUCCAGGCCCACAGGGCCGUCCUCCUGGCUCGGGCACCUCAUCUCCUCCAGGGAGCCGCAUCAACUGCUUUAGUCAUCCACCUACAGGGCAUAGAGCCCACAGCUCUGAAAGAGAUCAUCCGGAGAGUGUACACAGAGGAUAAGUGCCUGGGGAAAGUGACCAGUGGCUCUGCCGGACUGGAUAGCCAUUCAGCACUGCUGAAUGGCGCGGCAGGUGAGACAGAGGAUCUGGAGCUUCAUGUUAGUUCACAUGCAGAUUCUGUGCAUUUAGAGCCAGCCUCUGGCCUUGGCACUGACCUUUUGGCUCUGUAUGAAAGAGGUGAAGCCUCUGAUAUUAGCAUCCAGGUGGGAGAGCGAGUCUUCUCUGCUCACAGGGCUAUUCUGUGUGCCCGCUCUCAGUAUUUCCGAGCGAUGCUGUGUGGCAGUUGGAUGGAGAGCUCGCGUCAGUGCAUCACACUGCAGGGUCUUGGUCCAGACGAGAUGGAGAUUCUUCUGCACUUCAUGUAUGGAGCAAUACUGGACCUUCCUCCAGGAACCAAUGUGAGUCAGGUUGUGUUAGCAGCAGACAUGCUGGGUCUGGAAGGACUGAAAGACAUGGCUGAAAUGGUUCUGACCAGAGACUACUGCAGAUUCUUCCCAAAGCCCGUUGAAGGAGUUCAGAGGAGCAUACUCGAGUGCCUUGCCAUCAGCCAUUCCAUCGGCCUUCAGAAUCUCUACAGCUCCUGUGUUGGCUCAGAAAAGCAUGAGAAAGUAGGUCGAGUUUUUCCCAGCGCCUUGGAUGUGAGAUGUUUUCAUGCUGCCUCUGCUGUGGGUAGGAGUGUGAGAUGGGUUGCUGAGCAUUUUGUGAAGUGCUGGUCAGAGAGGAGCUUUGCUAUCCUUCCUCAGGAACUACAGAGAGACUGCCUCAACACCGUCAUCAAAAACAUGACGGUGCAGAGUGUGGUGUCCGUACUGUGUGACAGUGAGCAACUGAUUGGCAGUCUGCCAGAAGUCAAGUGGGCAAAGCAGGUUCAGAGUCUGGCCAGUGAGCUUCAGGAGCAAUGUUUAAACACCAUCGUCACGCACCUGCCCAGAGUUAUACACACCACUGCCUUCCAUAGCCUCCGCAGGAGAGAGGAGUUCACGCGUGAUCCUACGCUGCUGAGGAAGGUCUGUGUGGCUGUGCGGGAGGGCGUUACCGUGGAGAACUGCUGCGAACUCUUCAGCGCUGUGGACCAGCUGAGUGGCCAUUCAGACGCUGACAUACUGACAGCAGAAUCAGCCAAUCAGGAGCAGGAGGAGGUGGAGCCGUUCAGGCGUGAGGUGUGUUUGCUGCACGCUCGGCUGUGGACCUUUCUGCUUCAGUCUCUCUUUGCAGUGCGGCACACGCGAGGAUGGGACACGCUGCCGCCGAGACACAGAGAACGGAUACUAGCAGCUACUCUUGAUACUGGAGACUGCAGAAGGCUCAGUAAAAAACCUGUCCUCACCAGCUCUCAGCAGAAGCUUGGAAAAUGUCCUUCAGGCUCGUCAUCACCGUGUGACAGUCCUCCAACUCUUCGGCCCCUGAAGGCCCUCAGGGGUCCGCGUCUGUCUGCUGGAAACUCACUAGAGAGCACUAUGAAAUCCGACAAUCUGACAACACAUACGACGGCUGCAGCCACAAAAACUAAACCUGGCACCAAUAAUAAGACUGACAAGGCUCAGCUGGCCGGCAGUCUGGCUAAAAAGAAAACGCCCUCUGCCGCUAAACCUGUGCUGAAUGGUAGUGGUGGCCCAGCAGCCCGGAAGGACAAUUCAGCUAAUAAUGGCUCCCGGGGGUCACCCACUGGUAAGGUGGCCCAGGAAAAGAGGACCGCAACAGGCGCCAGGCCCAAGUCUUCCACUGCUGGGCCUGCUGGAGCAGUAGGACAGGUUACAGCAGGGAAAAUACACAAAGCUGCGGCAUCAGGGAAGGACUCCACUCAGGGCUCUGCCUCCGACAGCCCAGGGAAUGCCCACUGCACCCAAACCACGCCCUCCACAUCAGGCAGUGCAUCACCAGAGAGCAGCAUGAGUAGCCCACGCAACAACAUCCAUGAUGCUUCUGCAGUUCUCAGGCCAAGACCCCAAGCCAAGGCAGCAACAAAAUCUCCUCUGACCAAGACUGUCCAAAAACCAGAGACGGACAAGACAAACAGCCCCACAAAUAAAACAAACAAGCCCAAGGCCACAGUGAGAAGCGGAGCAAGUGUCAGUGGCUCUACAGCAGCUCGGACAGAGGCAAAGAGCAGGAAUACCGCUUCAGAAAACCAUGUUUCUACCAGACCUAGCACAGCCCUGAGCUCCAGAAAGCCUACAUCUCCCAGGAAAGAGGACGAAAAGGAUGGAUCCAAGGUUCCAACUACUAAAAAACUAACAAGACCCAGCACAACAGAGUCCAAACCUAUCACCAAAGCAGGAAAACCCACAGUGUCAUCCUCUAAACCAUCUUCCACUACUCCAAAUAAAGCUGUUCCCAAGCAGAAAACAUCAGAAACACCAGCUGGAAAAUCUUCUCCUAGAUCUGCCACACCAUCCAAACAGUCCUCUCCUGCUGCUUCCAAAAAGCCAGCUGCUGCAGCGAAGGAUUUAGUUUCCAGCCCCAAACACUCAGAGUCCAAACGGGCCCCCCAGGAGACCAACUCUGCUGUAGAGGAAGUGAGGGAACAGGUGAGUGGACAGGGUGAGAGCUCCACAGUUCCUUUUUCGUCUGUUUCAUCUCAUGUUGGCACAGUUUUGCCAAAACAGUCUGCUUCGGUUCAGGAUUCUGCACACGAAACAGUUAUGUUGGCUUCUAGGGAGCCUUCAGUUAUUGAGAAAAGCACUGAUUCACAAGUUAAAUCCAGCAUUGAAGGGAAAACAGAAACUACAGUUCAGACAGCAGUACAAAGCAAACUGAACCCUGUAAGUACAGACACUAUGCAGAGAGAGGUGGGAGGGCCAAAAGUUGCCUCAAGUCAUGUGAUUCCUCCUCAUCACAGCACUGCAGCAGCGCAGGGAAAUAUUACCCAGAAUUCUUCCAGAGAUUCUGACUUGCCCCCUGAUACCCCCUGCAGUCUGGGCAGCACAGAUACACCCCUGGAGGAUUCGUGGAGUGGCAUACACCCCCAGGUCAGUCCUGAAUCAGAAACAGCAAGUGCCACCACAUCCUCGGACGACAUAAAGCCACGCUCAGAAGAUUAUGAUGCAGGUGGCUCGCAGGACGAUGACUGCCACUCCCACGAGCGCGGCGCAUCCAAAUGCGGGACGAUGCGAUGCCCUGACUUCCUGGGUCGCAGCAGCAGUGACACUAGCACCCCUGAGGAGCUUAAAAUGUAUGAGGGCGGGGCCGGGCUGCGGGUGGAGGUGCGGCUUAGAGGCAAAGAGGCAGAGACUACAAGCGAAGAAGAGGUGGGGCGUCGGAGGCCACCAUCCUGGCUGAGGCGUGAUCAGGACACCGUAAAGGAGGAGAAUUCUGAGAUGAAUGCCAUGGUAACGGAUGUAAAGAAAGUGCCAGACCAUCAGCUCUUCUCAUCUGAGGAAGAAGAGGAAGAAGAGGAGGAGGAGUCUGAGGAUGAAAGGUCUGAGGUUGAAGUCUUACCCGGUGGAGUCGCGGCUCCUCAUGGCGAACCUUCACCCCAGUUCCAGUUCCAGGGCAUUGUGAACCUGGCGUUUGAAGACGGUGUGGAGCAGGAGAACGAGCAGCUGGAGUACCAGUCUGCUUCCGGUUUCCGCCGGUCAGUGCUGCUUUCGGUGGACGAGUGUGAGGAGCUGGGAUCUGAAGAGGGGGGAACACAGACACCCCCACAACAGGAGGAAGAUGCUGUCACACCAUGCGACGUCUUUGAGAGCGAGUCCCAUGACAGCCGGACCCACUGCGACUCCCAGAAGCCCACCAGCACGUCAAAGGGCGGCUGCAGUUCCAGUGUCCUUCAGGAGGGGGAGCCUAAAUCUGUGGUUUUCCUUACAGAGGUCCAGGAGUCUCCUCAAGAAGAGCCUGUGUAUAACGAGUCCCAGCCAGACACAGACGUAAAUGCGGUUGCACCUCAAGAACGGCCCUGUCACCUGGACCUGCGGUUGACCGAACAGUACGGCAGCCUGCAGUCUAAACACACAGACAGCAAAAGAGCUGACUUGCGGCUAGACUUAACUGAGCCGCAGGUGACCGCUAGCUCAUCACCUGCUCACCCUGCCCAGUCCCCAGCAGGGGACUUUGAUGGUUGUGACAGAUUGGAUCAAAGCUGCACACAUGACCGACGCUCAUCUAAAGUGCUGUCCCCCAUUUACGAGCUCGACGUGGGAGAGGCCUUUGAGCAAAGCUUGGAUGCGGACAGGACCAACGAAGAGCAGCGAGGGAAGGAAGAUGAAGAAGAGAUGGAAAAAGAGAACGGGAUGGAGGAGGAGGAUGAAAAUAGCAAGUUUGCAGAACGUGACUGGAGUCUGCUCCGGCAGCUUUUGUCUGACCAGGAGUCCAGUCUGGGCAUCAUAAAUUCUGUCCCAGAGGAUUUGAACCUGGCUCAGUAUCUGAUAAAACAAACCCUGUCACUGUCUCGGGACUGUGUAAAUGAACAAGCCUUUCUGCCUCAUGAAAAAGAAAGUUUCAAACGAUGGGCGGAGCUUAUUUCUCCUCUGGACGACUCUACCACCAGCAUCACUGUGACCAGCUUCUCUCCUGAGGACGCUGCCUCUCCGCAGGGAGAGUGGACCAUAGUGGAGCUGGAGACUCAUCACUAAAACGGACAGACUGAGGGAUUAUAUCAUGCUCUUUCAGCAUUUGAGGAUUAUCAGGUGUUUUUUGGAUUGUUAUGUUCUCUUCUUUCCUCUCUAUGUGGAUGUUCCUCAUUGUUUUGGAGAAACUUUGAGACGUUUCAGCCACAGAUUCUUUAUGAUUUUGCUUAACAUUACACCCUGCCUACUGACUUGUCUUCAUAGGUACUUUAUCAAGGAGUGGAUCGAUGGACUCAAUGCAUUUAAUUUGCAUGUGGACGUUUUUUCUAACAAGUAAUACUGUUUACUCGGUGUCGCUUUGAUCUUUGUAGAAAACAAAAAAUGCAUAAUUCUCAGCUUUUUCUGUCUUUAAACCAUGGUUAGACAACGGUUCUGAACAGAGCAAUCAGAAUAUGUAGUGAGUCUGGUGGUUUACAUUUAUUGUUGUGCUUAAUAAAGUGUGUGCUUAUA
Messenger RNA from Colossoma macropomum (tambaqui), 5634 nucleotides. It is a transcript of the gene btbd8, whose product is annotated as BTB domain containing 8. NCBI's taxonomy places the organism in Eukaryota, Metazoa, Chordata, Actinopteri, Characiformes, Serrasalmidae. The transcript has 21 exons. Gene Ontology annotation, molecular function: protein binding. The record is from RefSeq and is a predicted model, not a curated record. Bases 316 to 5190 code for a protein of 1624 amino acids.